Messenger RNA from Acaulospora morrowiae, 1566 nucleotides. The record is from the annotation of a GenBank genome assembly. Lineage: Eukaryota; Fungi; Glomeromycota; Glomeromycetes; Diversisporales; Acaulosporaceae.
AUGCCCUUAAAAAUUCUAGUAGGAACGUAUAAUGUUAAUACACAGAUAUUAGAUCAAGAUCUUUCUUCAUGGUUAUUUUCACUUAAUGGGUCUUCGAAUUCAUUUACCAAUUCCAUUCCCUCUCCAACUACCACUCAUGUCGCAUUAGUAGACAAACCUGACAUUAUAGCCUUGGGUUUUCAGGAGUUCUCUCCUAUGCCUCACUCACUUAUCAGUACUGAUACUGAACGUUUAGAGAGUUGCGCAAACUUAAUUGAACGCACAAUAUUCGUAAAUACUAAAGAAAGCUAUACACAAUUAGUGAAGGCUAGUUAUGUCGGUUUGGCAUUGUUCAUUUACACCAGAGAUAAUAGUAUUACCAGACUAAUCAAGAAUUAUGAGGUUUCCAAAGCUGGAGUUGGACCAAUUUGGAUUGGAAACAAGGGUGGAUUAGGUGCCAGGAUUUUAAUUAACCGAGAAAAGUCUAUGGAAAAUUUGAAAGAUAUUAGCGAUAGAGCUCCUGGAGGUGAAUUAAUAUUGUCUUUUGUGGUCGCACACUUAGCACCCCACAAUUACAAUGUUCAAAAACGUAAUCAGGAUUUUAGGAGUAUUUGUGAGAGAUUAGUAUUUACCAAUGGUGAAUGUCAAAACACUUUACAAGAAGAGGAUGAUGUGAUAAUUGACAGAGAAAGUCUUGAAGAGGGAUCAUCAUAUACUCCAUUAAUGCCAAGAAGUGGUUCAAAAGACAAUCAAAAAGAUAACAGAUUAGAUUCAUAUUACUAUAGAGAUCAAAGAUAUUUUACGAUUUAUGAUUCAGAUUUUUUAUUCUUUUUUGGAGAUUUGAAUUAUAGGAUUGAACUUGGUGAACCACUAUCACAAUCAUCUCAGGCACCUGGAAACAUUUUAGAUGAUAGUAAUAAUAAUAGUUCACCUCGCUCAACGCAUCACCUCACAAUUGGGAAAUUAUUAAAUCUAUUACACGAUCAUCAACAUCAUCGUGUAAGAAGUCAUGAUCAACUAACGAAAGAAGUAAAGUCUGGUAAAGUUCUUAAUGGAUUUGAAGAAGGAGAAUUGAAUUUCUUGCCAACAUAUAAAUUUCACAAGGGUAGCGAACAUGAAUUUGAUGUUAGCAUAAGGACACCUGGGUGGUGUGAUAGAAUAUUUUAUUUCUGGCAUAGAGAGGGUUAUAAUGACCAUGUUAGCGUUAACACCAAAAGAGAAGAACCACCGAUUAAGCUAAAUCAAUACGUUUCACACCCUUCAUAUAUUUUGUCAGAUCAUAAACCUGUGUCUGCAUUCUUCACGAUACCGACUUCAUCCCCAGUUUCUUCAACCACCUCUUCAUCAUCUACACAAGAUCAACUAUAUUCCUUCCCAAUGAUGAUUGAAACACGACCAAGAACAUUCAGUUCUCCAUUUAAGAUUGACAAACAUUUACGAACGAAAUUUCUAAUAGGAGAGAUAUCAGCGAAAACUUUGGGAAGUUUGUGGUGGUUGUUUGGUACGAGACGGGGAAUUGAAGUUGGAGUGAUAACGAGCUUAACAUUUGCUAUUGUAUGGUGGAUGAUAAAGAAAAUUGGCUUGUGA